Molecule: messenger RNA, 2265 nt
Organism: Topomyia yanbarensis
Lineage: Eukaryota; Metazoa; Arthropoda; Insecta; Diptera; Culicidae
Exons: 1
Coding region: 1-2265 (754 amino acids)
Biological process (GO): DNA integration
Molecular function (GO): nucleic acid binding
Source: RefSeq, a predicted model, not a curated record
AUGCUUCUUCAAUUGCUGUGGACGUUAUCGCUAGAUUGGGAUGAAGAUGUACCGGGCGAGGUACAGACGAGGUGGAAAGGUUUCGCUUCGGAACUGCCUGAUUUGUCAUCGUAUCGUAUCAGCCGCUACGCAUUUGGUGAAGGUGAUAUACAAUUACAUUGCUUUGCAGACGCAUCGGAGGCUGCGUAUGGAACAUGUGUUUAUGCUCGAUCGGUCAAUGCAUUAGGAGGAGUGAAGGUUGAGCUCAUCGCAUCAAAAUCGAGGGUAGCCCCACUAAAACGACGCAGCAUCCCACGGCUGGAAUUAUGUGCGGCACAACUUGCUGCACAUCUUUAUGAGAAAGUUUAUUCAGCUUUAGAUAUGAAGUUUUCGUCAGUAUGGUUUUGGUCGGAUUCUACUGUGGUUCUACACUGGCUCAGUUCGCCCCCUCACACCUGGAAGACCUUUAUUGCGAACAGAGUAGCAGACAUCCAAGAAACAACCCGUGGUGGCAAAUGGUGUCACGUUCCUGGUGCAACCAACCCGGCUGAUUUAGUUUCCCGCGGUAUGACAGUGGAGCAGUUAGUGAAUAGCAGUGUAUGGAGACAUGGACCACAUUGGAUGCAGGGGGAAUUGGAUGACUGGCCGAAACAGAACUGGAUAACAUCGACCACACACUCGGAUGAAGAACUGGAACGCAAACACUCUGUCCUUACUAUUCAAACCCCAACGCCACCCAACCCCUUAGUAGCCCGUUUUUCGUCCUAUCUUAGAAUGGUACGUACGACCGCGUAUUGCCUGCGGUUUUUUCAUAAUGCUAGAGGCGGAAAACGAUCAACUUCUACAGUAUUAUUGGUUCACGAAUUGGAGCGAGCAAAAACGGUUCUGGUAAAGAUCGUACAAAGGGAAUGCUUCGAUCAAGAAUUGAAACAACUCAAGCAAGGCAAAAAUGUUACCAAGCGGUCCAGUUUGAAGCUUUUGAAUCCGUUUGUCGAUUCUUCUGGCCUAAUUCGAGUUGGUGGCCGGCUCAGACUGUCAGAUGAGAUUUAUAGUACCCGGCACCCAAUAUUACUACCUGGAUUUCAUCACUUCACUCGCCUACUCCUAAUGUCGUAUCAUCUUCAACUGCUUCAUGGGGGAAUCGCGCUCACGCUCGCAGUUGUUCGAAACGAAUAUUGGCCAAUAAAUGGGAAACGAGCUGUACGCAGCACAAUUCGUCGUUGCUAUAGUUGUGUUCGUGCCAAUCCGCAGCCAAUAAAGCAACCUAUGGGACAGCUUCCGCAUGCGCGAGUUACCCCUAGCCGCCCAUUCUCUCGCACUGGUAUUGAUUAUUGCGGUCCAGUGUAUAUUAAAUCCACUAAUCGUAAAACCGCUCCAGCGAAGGCCUAUAUAGCUCUGUUCGUGUGUUUCAGCACGAAGGCUGUACACAUUGAACUUGUUGGAGAUUUGUCCACGUCUGCCUUUAUGUCUGCUUUAAGACGCUUCGUUGCUAGACGAGGUCGACCCGAACAUCUUUUUUCGGAUAAUGCCACAAAUUUUAUAGGCGCGAAAAACGAGCUUCAUGCCCUUUAUAAAAUGCUUACUAACCACACCGAAAUAGAUCGUAUCGCUACCAGUCUCGCAACGGAGGGAAUCACAUGGCACAUGAUACCCCCACGUGCCCCAAAUUUCGGUGGCCUCUGGGAGGCAGCCGUGAAGGUGGCCAAGCGUCACCUCGUUCGUCAAUUGGGCAACACCGUAUUGUUCUACGAAGACUUGCUGACGAUUCUAGCGCAGAUAGAGAGCUGUAUGAAUUCCCGCCCGCUUGUUUCUCUAUCGGAGGAUCCCAACGAUCUGCACGCCCUAACGCCAGGGCAUUUUCUUAUUGGUGCUUCUCUCCAAGCCAUCCCUGAUCCAGAUUGGAGGGAGGUACCGAUAAAUCGAUUGAAUCGAUUCCAGUUCGUCCAGCAGAAAGUUCAGCACUUUUGGUACCGAUGGAGAAACGAGUACCUGAAAGAACUCCAACGACAAGCUACAGUAAACCCAGAAAAGGUUAACCUUAAGGUUGGCCAGGUGGUGAUCCUGCAAGACGAGCUUUUACCUCCAAUGCGGUGGUCAUUGGCUCGAGUUGAAGAAAUUUUUCCUGGAAAAGACGACGUUUCACGAGUGGUGGUUCUGCGAACGCCGUCCGGAACAUUCAAGCGACCCGCCUCCAAGGUGUGUCCGUUACCUGAUACGUUCGACGAGGAUGAAGAAGUCAGCGCAACCCUCAACCAAGCUGACGACAUCAUUUGUUCAUCAAAUUAG